Molecule: messenger RNA, 5976 nt
Organism: Girardinichthys multiradiatus
Lineage: Eukaryota; Metazoa; Chordata; Actinopteri; Cyprinodontiformes; Goodeidae
Product: myosin heavy chain, fast skeletal muscle-like
Exons: 40
Coding region: 63-5876 (1937 amino acids)
Cellular component (GO): myosin complex
Molecular function (GO): actin filament binding; ATP binding; cytoskeletal motor activity
Source: RefSeq, a predicted model, not a curated record
AACCCCUUACAGGACCAUCUACAGCUGUUCUUCUGGGCUGAAGGGAGAAGUAAACCGUCAUCAUGAGUGGGGAUGCAGAAAUGGAGUGUUUCGGCCCUGCGGCCAUAUUCCUCCGCAAACCAGAAAGAGAGCGAAUUGAAGCCCAGAAUGCUCCCUUUGAUGCUAAAACCGCCUACUUUGUGUCCGAGCCCAAAGAGAUGUACCUUAAGGGGAAACUCAGCAAGAAAGAGGGCGGCAAAGCCACUGUGGAGACUUUGUGUGGAAAGAGUAUCACUGUGAAGGAAGAUGAAAUCUUCCCCAUGAACCCUCCAAAGUUUGAUAAAAUUGAGGACAUGGCCAUGAUGACCCACCUCAAUGAGCCCGCUGUGCUGUAUAACCUCAAAGAGCGCUAUGCAGCAUGGAUGAUCUAUACCUACUCUGGGUUGUUCUGUGUCACUGUGAACCCCUACAAGUGGCUGCCAGUGUACGAUUCAGUGGUUGUUUCAGCAUACAGGGGGAAGAAGAGAAUUGAAGCUCCACCCCACAUCUUCUCCAUCUCUGAUAAUGCAUAUCAGUUCAUGCUCCAAGAUAGAGAAAACCAGUCAAUCCUGAUUACCGGAGAAUCUGGUGCAGGGAAGACUGUGAACACCAAACGUGUCAUCCAGUACUUUGCGACAAUCGCAGUAGCCUCUGGAAAGAAAGCUGAAAUAGCUUCAGGGAAAAUGCAGGGUUCACUGGAAGACCAGAUCAUUGCAGCCAACCCACUGUUGGAGGCUUAUGGUAAUGCCAAGACUGUGAGGAAUGACAAUUCUUCCCGUUUUGGAAAAUUCAUCAGAAUUCACUUUGGUUCAACUGGAAAGCUGGCUUCUGCUGAUAUUGAAACAUAUCUGCUGGAGAAGUCUCGAGUGACGUUCCAGCUGUCUGCUGAGAGGAGCUACCAUAUCUUCUAUCAGCUCACAACAGGCCACAAACCUGAGCUAAUAGAGGCUCUGCUGAUUACCACUAAUCCUUAUGACUAUCACAUGAUCAGUCAAGGUGAAAUCACUGUCAAAAGCAUCGACGACGUUGAAGAAUUCAUCGCUACUGAUACUGCGAUCGACAUCUUGGGAUUUACUGCAGAGGAAAAAAUCAGCAUGUACAAACUGACCGGAGCUGUGAUGCAUCAUGGAAACAUGAAGUUCAAGCAGAAGCAGCGUGAAGAGCAGGCCGAGCCUGAUGGCACAGAGGUUGCGGAUAAAAUCUCAUACCUCAUGGGCUUGAACUCUGCUGACUUGUUGAAGGCUCUUUGUUAUCCAAGAGUGAAAGUCGGUAAUGAGUUUGUUACCAAAGGCCAGACUGUCCCCCAGGUCAACAAUGGAGUGAGUGCUCUCUGCAAGUCUGUCUAUGAGAAGAUGUUCUUGUGGAUGGUCGUUAGAAUCAACGAGAUGUUGGACACCAGGCAGCCAAGGAACUUCUUUAUCGGUGUCUUGGACAUCGCUGGCUUUGAAAUCUUUGAUUUCAACAGCUUGGAACAGCUUUGCAUCAACUUCACCAAUGAAAAACUGCAACAGUUCUUCAACCAUCACAUGUUCGUCCUGGAGCAAGAAGAGUACAAGAAAGAGGGAAUUGAGUGGGUGUUCAUUGACUUUGGCAUGGACUUGGCUGCAUGCAUUGAGCUCAUCGAGAAGCCAAUGGGAAUCUUCUCCAUCCUUGAAGAGGAGUGUAUUGUUCCCAAGGCAACGGACAUGACCUUCAAGAGCAAACUGUAUGACCAACAUGUGGGGAAAAGUGCUCCCUUCCAGAAACCAAAGCCUGCUAAAGGCAAAGCUGAGGCUCAUUUCUCUCUAAUGCACUAUGCUGGCACUGUGGACUACAAUGUUCUUGGCUGGCUGGAAAAGAACAAGGACCCCCUGAAUGACACUGUGGUGCAGCUUUACCAGAAGUCUUCUUGCAAGCUUCUGGCUUUCCUGUAUGCAACCCAUGCCUCAGGAGAAGCAGAGGGUGGUGCCAAGAAAGGUGGCAAAAAGAAGGGAGGCUCCUUCCAAACAGUGUCUGCAUUGUUCAGGGAGAAUCUGGGCAAGCUGAUGACUAAUCUGAGGAGCACACAUCCACAUUUUGUGCGCUGCUUGAUUCCCAACGAAUCUAAGACUCCAGGUCUGAUGGAGAACUUCCUGGUCAUCCACCAACUCAGGUGCAAUGGCGUGCUAGAGGGUAUCAGGAUCUGCAGAAAAGGUUUCCCCAGCAGGAUCCUCUACGGGGACUUCAAGCAGAGAUACAAAGUAUUGAAUGCCAGUGUCAUCCCUGAGGGCCAGUUUAUCGACAACAAGAAGGCUUCUGAGAAACUCUUGGGCUCUAUUGAUGUUGACCAUACUCAGUACAAGUUUGGGCACACCAAGGUGUUCUUCAAGGCUGGCCUGCUGGGAGUUCUGGAGGAGAUGCGAGAUGACAAACUGGCAGAGCUGGUUACAAUGACUCAGGCUCUCUGCAGAGGAUUCGUCAUGAGGCGCGAGUUUAUCAAGAUGAUGGAGAGGCGAGAUGCCAUUUUCACCAUCCAGUACAACAUUCGCGCAUUCAUGAAUGUCAAAACCUGGCCAUGGAUGAAGCUGUACUUCAAGAUAAAACCUCUGCUGAAGAGUGCGGAGACAGAGAAGGAGAUGGCCCAAAUGAAAGAGGACUUUACCAAGACCAAAGAUGAUCUGACAAAAGCUUUGGCUAAAAAGAAAGAACUGGAGGAGAAGAUGGUUUCUCUGUUGCAGGAGAAGAAUGAUUUAUUGUUACAAGUGCAGUCUGAAGGUGAAAACCUGUCUGAUGCAGAGGAAAGGUGUGAGGGGCUCAUCAAAGCGAAAAUUCAGCUUGAGGCGAAGCUCAAAGAGACCAGUGAGAGACUGGAGGAUGAGGAAGAGAUAAAUGCUGAGCUGACUGCAAAGAAAAGGAAACUUGAGGACGAGUGCUCCGAGUUGAAGAAGGACAUUGAUGACUUGGAGCUGACUCUGGCCAAAGUGGAAAAGGAGAAACAUGCCACUGAAAACAAGGUCAAAAACCUUACAGAGGAAAUGGCCUCCCAAGAUGAGACCAUUGCUAAACUGACAAAAGAGAAAAAAGCCCUCCAAGAGGCACAUCAGCAAACCCUUGAUGAUCUGCAAGCAGAGGAAGAUAAAGUCAACACUCUGACCAAGGCCAAGACAAAGCUGGAACAGCAAGUAGAUGAUCUUGAAGGCUCUUUAGAGCAAGAAAAGAAGCUCCGUAUGGACCUUGAGCGAGCUAAAAGGAAGCUGGAAGGAGACCUAAAAUUGGCCCAGGAGUCUAUAAUGGAUCUGGAGAAUGACAAGCAGCAGUCUGAGGAGAAGAUUAAGAAAAAAGACUUUGAGAUAAGUCAACUCCUAGGCAAGAUUGAGGACGAGCAGUCUCUUGGAGUCCAGUUACAGAAAAAGAUAAAGGAGCUUCAGGCUCGUAUUGAGGAGCUGGAAGAAGAGAUUGAGGCUGAACGAGCCGCCCGGGCUAAGGUAGAGAAGCAGAGAGCUGAUCUCUCUAGGGAACUUGAGGAGAUCAGCGAGAGGCUGGAGGAAGCUGGAGGAGCCACUGCAGCUCAGAUCGAGAUGAACAAAAAGCGUGAGGCUGAGUUUCAGAAGCUGCGCCGUGACCUUGAAGAGGCCACCCUGCAGCAUGAGGCCACGGCUGCAGCUCUUCGCAAGAAGCAGGCUGAUAGCGUGGCGGAGCUGGGAGAGCAGAUCGAUAACCUCCAGAGAGUCAAACAGAAGUUGGAGAAAGAGAAAAGCGAAUACAAGAUGGAGAUCGAUGACCUCUCAAGCAACAUGGAGUCUAUUGCAAAAGCAAAGGGAAACCUGGAGAAGAUGUGCAGGACCUUGGAGGAUCAGCUGAGUGAAAUCAAAGCCAAGAAUGAGGAGAAUGUUCGUCAAUUGAAUGAUAUCAGUGCACAAAAAGCUCGACUCCAAACUGAAAAUGGGGAAUUUGCUCGACACCUGGAUGAGAAAGAAGCUCUUGUAUCCCAGCUGACCAGAGGCAAACAAGCUUACACUCAGCAGAUUGAAGAGCUGAAAAGGCACAUAGAAGAGGAAGUGAAGGCCAAGAACGCUCUGGCUCAUGCUGUUCAGUCGGCUCGUCAUGACUGUGAUCUGCUCAGAGAGCAGUAUGAGGAGGAGCAGGAGGCCAAAGCUGAACUGCAGCGCUCUAUGUCCAAGGCUAACAGCGAGGUGGCUCAGUGGAGAACCAAGUAUGAAACUGAUGCCAUUCAACGCACCGAGGAGCUGGAAGAGGCCAAGAAAAAGCUCGCCCAGCGUCUUCAGGAUGCUGAAGAGUCCAUCGAAGCUGUGAAUGCAAAGUGUGCCUCUCUGGAAAAGACCAAACAAAGACUGCAGGGUGAAGUGGAGGACUUGAUGAUCGACGUGGAGAGAGCUAAUGCUAUGGCAGCAAAUCUUGACAAAAAGCAGAGGAACUUUGACAAAGUCCUUGCAGAGUGGAAGCAAAAGUAUGAGGAGAGCCAGGCCGAGUUGGAGGGAGCUCUAAAAGAGGCUCGUUCACUGAGUACUGAGUUGUUCAAAAUGAAAAACUCAUAUGAAGAAGCUCUGGACCACCUGGAAACCCUGAAGAGGGAGAACAAGAACCUGCAACAGGAGAUCUCAGACUUGACUGAACAACUUGGUGAGACAGGAAAGGCAAUCCAUGAGCUAGAAAAAGGAAAAAAGAUUGUGGAAAGUGAGAAGUCUGAAAUACAGACAGCUUUGGAGGAAGCAGAGGCCACCCUAGAACAUGAGGAAUCUAAGAUUCUCCGUGUCCAGCUGGAGCUCACCCAGGUCAAGGGUGAAAUUGACAGAAAACUUGCAGAGAAGGACGAGGAGAUCGAGCAGAUCAAGAGGAACAGCCAGAGGGUGAUUGAGUCCAUGCAGAGUACUCUAGAUGCUGAGGUCAGGAGCAGGAACGAUGCCCUGAGAAUCAAGAAGAAGAUGGAGGGAGACCUCAAUGAGAUGGAGAUACAGCUGAGCCACGCCAACCGGCAGGCGGCUGAAGCCCAGAAACAGCUGAGAAAUGUGCAGGGACAGCUUAAGGACGCCCAGCUUCAUCUUGACGAGGCCCUCAGAGGCCAGGAUGACAUGAGAGAGCAGGUUGCGAUGGUGGAGCGCAGGAACAACCUGAUGACUGCUGAGAUUGAGGAGUUGAGAGCUGCUCUGGAGCAGACAGAGAGAAGCCGCAAAAUUGCAGAACAAGAGCUGGUUGAUGCCAGUGAGCGUGUUGCACUGCUGCACUCUCAGAAUACCAGCCUCAUCAACACCAAGAAGAAGCUGGAGGCUGACCUUGUUCAGAUCCAAGGUGAGGUGGAGGAUUCUGUUCAGGAGGCAAGAAAUGCUGAAGAAAAGGCCAAGAAAGCCAUCACUGAUGCUGCCAUGAUGGCAGAAGAGCUGAAGAAGGAGCAAGACACUAGCGCUCAUUUAGAGAGGAUGAAGAAGAACCUGGAGAUCACAGUGAAGGACCUGCAGCACCGUCUGGAUGAAGCUGAAAAUCUGGCCAUGAAAGGAGGCAAGAAGCAGCUCCAGAAACUGGAAGCUAGGGUGCGUGAGCUUGAGGGGGAAGUUGAAAAUGAGCAGCGACGGGGAGCCGAGGCCAUCAAAGGUGUUCGCAAAUAUGAGAGAAGAGUGAAAGAGCUUACCUAUCAGACUGAGGAAGACAAGAAGAAUAUUGUCAGGCUGCAGGAUCUGGUGGAUAAGCUGCAGCUGAAAGUGAAAGCAUAUAAGAGACAGGCUGAGGAAGCUGAAGAACAGGCCAACACUCACAUGUCCAGGCUGAGGAAGGUGCAGCAUGAAAUGGAGGAAGCUCAGGAGCGCGCUGACAUUGCUGAGUCCCAGGUCAACAAGCUGAGGGCCAAGAGUCGAGAGAUUGGAAAAGCCAAGGAGUCUGAAGAAUAAGAUAAAGCCCUUAAGGGAGACCGAAUGAGAAUCAUACAAUAUGAUUUUUCAUUAAAAUGCUCUCAUUACAUGUUCAACAGUAAAUAAAUUAUUCAACAAA